Molecule: messenger RNA, 1447 nt
Organism: Oppia nitens
Lineage: Eukaryota; Metazoa; Arthropoda; Arachnida; Sarcoptiformes; Oppiidae
Exons: 2
Coding region: 145-1356 (403 amino acids)
Source: RefSeq, a predicted model, not a curated record
AAAUCAAAUCACUUUACAAACAAAAUUAAUUACAAAAAACUAUAACUAAAUUACUAUUAUUUCUGGAACUAAUCGCUUAAUCAUAUAAUCGUUUUAAAAUUAAAUUUAAUUAGUGAUCAAUAUAUCCGUUGACUGACACCACCGAUGACUAAUCAAGAGUACAACAAGAGUAGGACAAUCUCAACACCAACAACAACAACAAGUGAUUUGGUUUUCAACAAUCCAUACAUUUUAGCCAAAAUAGCCGCCCGUUUGGACAUCAGAUCCCUGUCCAAUGUCCAGAGUGUUAACCGUCACUUCUAUAACGCCUCGAACUAUGAAACCGCUAAACGCCGAGACAUUGUCCAUAUCUAUCUGUUGGACGACUACAACGCCAGCGCUAAGACAGUUAGUCCAACGCAUCGGCUUUUCUACUCGUUUCGGGCGUACACUCGUCUGUGGCUAAACACUAAACCCAUGGAAGCGAUAGUAGUAAUCGGUGGCUACAAUCGCAGUCCAGACUAUCGACACAAACACAACUCAUUGGAAAGUUUGUCGCGAUAUUUGCCGAAACACUGUCGCAUAACAUACCUGGACGUCGGCAGUACUGUACUGACCAGUUCUAUACGAUACAAAAGUCUAACCAAUUGUCACAUCAAUGGAUUCAAUGACUUUGAUCGGACAGCCUAUCCAUGCAUGUCUUCAUUAUUAUUGCCCGAAAUAGACGGCAUCGAAAUCUGCAGAUACCGUGACAUCAAUUCAGUAAUUAUAGACGAAUCGGUAAAGUGUGUCCUAUUGUUUCAGUCGCUAAAACUCAUGAGAAGAAGUGGUGUCACAUUUGGAAAGGCAUCGCGACUGACGUACUGGGCAUUAGAGUCGAUGAUCGCAAAGUUUGGCGACAACUAUGCAUUGGGCGGCGGAACUGUUGUGGCCGUCAAAAGUAUGCAACAAAACUGUCCCGAAGAAGACGAUCUGUGCCAUACACUGGUGCUGACCAUUGGUGGCGAUCGUGUCCGCACCGGAAGCACUGUCAUCUCCACAACAACAAUCAGUUUCGAGCUAUUCUAUGCUCAGCUAAAGACAUUCAAAUCCCGUCUCGGCUUCGACUGCGAUGACAGCCGCCGGUCAACGACUGCCUGCUUUGUGUUUAGCAACCGACGGGCUUUCGGUGACCAACUGUCGCUGGCCCUGCAAAUGACGUUCCCGAGUGCCGCACUGUUUGGCUUUCAGACCAACGAAGGUAUGUUUGGUAAGGAGUUCGCCGCCACCGACACUGAUGGCCACCAAAACAGCCGAAACAAGACAUUCAACGAAAUCGCGGAUACGUUAAACAAAUCAGUCAUCGUUUUAGUCAACUUUCAGUUUAGCAAACAUUGAAUCAUUUAUUAUAUAUUUAUGUUAUUUUUUUGGAUUUCAUUUAUAUUUAUAUAUAGUUUUUAAUUAAUUAAUUAAUUGUUUUUUGUUUUGU